AUGAUAUAUCCCAAUUACGAUCGGUUAUUGCAUGAAGAUUGUAAAGAAGAGUUUCCCUGGAUGCAGUUAGUUAAAGGAACCUUAUUCAGUUACUGUAAUGUAAGUCCUUACCACCUUAUUUAUAAAAUGGGCCGUAGAAAUGUGCUCCUCCUACGUAGGCGUUCCAUGGGUGUUUACAGUGCUGUAGCUGUACCCAUAUUGUUAAUGAAUCUUUUGAUACGUCUUCGUGGAGUUAAUAUUUUGCGCAAAGAUGAAAUUAUACAGAAAAUGUGUGCGUUACCGUUAUUACCUUCAGAACAAAUUACUAUUUGUUACCGGAAAAUACGUGAAUCUAUUCCUCAAGAAGAGCAGCAAAGCUAUGAUGAGUUCUUCAAUUCUAUUUGCGGAGAAAUGGAUGGAAGUAACUACUGGUACAGUAAUAAACACGGAAAUAAUGAUAUUUGGAAAAUUUUACGAUAUAAUCAGUACGUAGCGUAUGGUGCUGAAAGCAAUCUAAAAAAAUUAGAUGAAGGGAAAGAUCCGUGUAAUAAAAAUUGUCCAACUUCACAUUUAAUUCUUCAAGGAGGAAAGCCAGACAUAGAAAAAUUGUGGAGGAAAUUUUUAAAUGAUACCUUUGACAUUGACCACAUUUUGAGAUGUUUGAGAUUACAAGUUCGGCCAUGUUAUGAUAUAUUAAAUAAUAGCGAUCAACAAAGGAUUCGAUGCUCGGUUCUGCUCAUUGAUAAUGUACAACAACAAGCGCAAUUACAAGAAGAAGAUAACGAUAUUGUGAUGUUAGACCAUGACUACUUGCAAGUAGCUGCUGUUGAGGAAGUCGAACGUCACGCAAAUGAAGAUGAUGUGAUUGCCGCUCAUGAUAUUUGUCAGCCCUUAGAUGAAGCAGCAAAUCUUGAUGCCGCAGAUAAUGUCAUUGCAAACGAUGUAAAUGUCGCUGAUGAUGUUGGUCAGCUCUUAGCUGAAGCAGCAAAUCCUGAUGCCGCAGAUGCUGUCAAUCCAGACGAUGUGAUUGCCGCUCAUGUUGUUGAUCAGCCCUUAGCUGAAGCAGCACGUGUUGUCGCAGGUGAUCUGUCUGAAGAUGAUGACCAAAUUGGCAUCAAUGUGAACGAUGAUUUUGAUUUUUUGGCCGAUGCUCGAAACGUAGAAGGAUACAGAAGAAUAGCAGAGCUUGAAGCACGUGGCUUUACAAAUCUUCGCUAUAUUGGUAGUGGUCGUGUCAUUAGUGUCCGCAGAGAAGACGAUCAUGAAGCUAUAGAGGAAGAAGAAGGAAGAGAAGAGGAUAAUAGCUAGGCCUCCGUACCGGAACGACAACGAUGAGAUUUCCGCUAAGUGCUGCGUGUGUCUAGAGAACCGAAUUGCUUAAACAUUCGCACCGUGUAAUCAUUUUAUGAUUUGCCAAGCAUGCCUUGUUCAACUAUUAACAGAAGCAGACAGCAAUCUAUCACCAGGAUUGAAAUGCCAUGUAUG
Molecule: messenger RNA, 1464 nt
Organism: Cotesia glomerata
Lineage: Eukaryota; Metazoa; Arthropoda; Insecta; Hymenoptera; Braconidae
Exons: 14
Coding region: 1-1287 (428 amino acids)
Source: RefSeq, a predicted model, not a curated record